AUGGAAGAUUCUCACUCUCCACGCCAAUCCAAUGUCACUUCAGUCAGCGCCACCACUUUGGCCAUCAUUACCCUUGAGACAUUUCCUGGCAUGUGGAUAAACGCUUUCAUCGUUUUUGUGAUCAGCACUGCCUGGGUCAAGAGGAAAACCUUGAACUCUAAUGAGAAGAUCUUGCUGCUUCUUGGAUGUUCCAGGUUUUGCUUUUUGUGUUCCUCAUGGAUAUUUUCCUUUCUUUCAAUACUCUAUCCCGAUUAUCUCUAUGUUCACCCCAUAUUUCAAGCACUUAUAAUUAUUACAGGCUUUUUCAAUUGUUCUGACCUUUGUGUUUCUACCUGUCUUAGUGUUUUUUAUUGUAUAAAAAUUGCCAAUUUCAGAAACAGCUGCUUCAUCGGCCUAAAAGUAAAAAUUGACAAGAUUGUGCCUUGGCUCCUGUUCGGGUCACAAAUUUUCCCCAUGGUUAUUGGAAUCUUACUCUAUGAUAUCACUGAUAAAGCCCAAUGUAACAAUGCAACCAGUCUCAGAAAUUUGGGGAAAUUGAAUAUGAAGAUGGAUGAAUAUUUUUUCCCUUAUUAUUUUAUCACUGGCCUGGGAUUUGUCACUUCAUUGACAGCUGUCAUCUCUUCUGCCCUUCUCCUUCUCUUUUCUCUCUGGAGGCACAAACGCAACAUGCAGACAAACUCCAUGAACAGCCCCAGCAUGGAUGCCCACAUCAAAGCCAUGAAAUCUAUUCUCUCCUUCUUAGUCAUGUACAGCAUGAAUUUUAUAACAAUGAUUGUGACAAUGAUUUAUUCCACCAAGGAAAGGAAACGCGAGACGGUUCUUAUUUUUGUAUUUCUGUAUGCUUUUCCAGGUAUUCAUUCCCUCAUUCUCAUUUUCAGCAAUCCCAAACUGGUAAAGACACUCUUUAGCAUUCUGAUGUGUGUGAAGUGCAGGGUUUGCAUGAAGAAGGAGCUAUAA
Molecule: messenger RNA, 957 nt
Organism: Malurus melanocephalus (red-backed fairy wren)
Lineage: Eukaryota; Metazoa; Chordata; Aves; Passeriformes; Maluridae
Product: taste receptor type 2 member 40-like
Exons: 1
Coding region: 1-957 (318 amino acids)
Biological process (GO): detection of chemical stimulus involved in sensory perception of bitter taste; sensory perception of taste; G protein-coupled receptor signaling pathway
Cellular component (GO): membrane
Molecular function (GO): G protein-coupled receptor activity; bitter taste receptor activity
Source: RefSeq, a predicted model, not a curated record